CCACAGCUUUUCGAAAUUAGUUCUAGUGAGUCUGUGAAAGUGUGAGCGACUGCGAGGCGCGAUCAAUUGGCAAACAACCGCAAGCGGAUCAACUGCUCCACACGCCACGCCGAAUACCGUUGGAUAGCGCCGAGCACAGCGCCGAAUAUAAGAGCGGACUGGAACUGGACCACGCCACCCACAAGCGCCACAUCACAUCGCAAGCCGAACACACACACAUCACGUGCAACAUGUCGCAUCAGUGCAGCUGCGGUCGCGACCUCAACAACAACUACGUCUCCUACACGAACGCCUACGCCAACGCGAACGCCUCCUUGGACCGCGAGGCGGCCACCAGCGGCAAGUCCUCCGGCCCGCCGCGCGCCCAGCUGACGGCCAAGGUGAUGUUCGGCACGGUGGGCGCCAUCAAGGAGCUGCGCGACAAGGAGCAGCAGCAGCAGCAGCGGCAGGCGGCACGGGCGGGCGAGCGGCGCAACUGAGUGCGCGGGCGGGGGCGGUCCAAGGCGGUCCGAGGGGCGGGACGACCGGCCGCUGGAGCGGUCGAGUGCUGUGCUGUGGGUUGUCGGCGGGGGAUCUCUGGCUGAUCGCAGGAGGACGACACGGAUGCUUGGAUGGAGCAUUGCAGAAUUCGCGGGUCUCCGGAGAGCUGACUGGAGUCCAAGGAAGGAGCCCGGUGUGGAUCCGUGGAACUGCCAGGAGUGAAUCCAAGUAGCCCGAGUCGUUUGGGGCACUGAUAGCCCCAGUGGGCGAUCCCCGGAUCACGUUAGAGGCUUCGAGUGUGGCCAGGGGCAGGGCAAUCUGUGUAACGACAUUCCUUCUCAACAAUAACUAUCCAAAAACGAAAAAACCGAGUACAUCACAUAUUUAUACACCCUUCUUGUCUGCCACACCAGCUCUAACUCUCCCUCCACCUCCCGUUAGCUUCGGCAGAACUCUACAAUUCGGUGUAAAUUGUUUAUUACAUAUAUUUAUAUACUACAUAGUGCAAUACUUUAGCUGUACACGAACACACACACACGCCUAGCCGUAAGUUUGUUUUACUUUGUAAGUGCACACGCAUACACUCACCCAUCCCACAAUGUUGUUUCAUUUGUUUUGUUGUUCACGCGCUCCGCGAUUUUCGGGCUGCGAGUCUGGAGACUUCCAGGUGUCGCCCGCAGCUCGAAACGCAAGGCACGUAGCCCACUCUCCACCUCUCCACCUCUCCACACCCCUCACUUAGUCCAUUUAGGUGUAACUAUGAGUAAUCCUUAAUGCCUACUACUGUUACCACUCUAAUAAUCAUAUUGUGUGUGCCGCGUGGCGAGAGGAAGGCGAACCGAAAUGAAAAACUUAAAAUAUUUGCUCAAGUGAUUCGUACUAAAAUGGCAGCGAAACACAUGGAGCCGCAUUAAUGGAGACUCGGCUGGCGUGCUGCACUGCGAAUGCUUCGGGAGAGAAUUUAGUUUGGAGAGCGCGCGGCAUCCCCAAUAUAGUUAUUGUACCCCUAAAAUAAUAUUAAACGUAUGUACUACACCUAUUUAUAGAGCUAAUCCCAACAAAGGCGAAUAAAAUCGAACUUUUAAUAAACUGAAAACGAAAA
Messenger RNA from Drosophila biarmipes, 1582 nucleotides. RefSeq lists its product as uncharacterized. The record is from RefSeq and is a predicted model, not a curated record. Bases 231 to 479 code for a protein of 82 amino acids. NCBI's taxonomy places the organism in Eukaryota, Metazoa, Arthropoda, Insecta, Diptera, Drosophilidae. The transcript has a single exon.